UUCGUAGCGCGCGGUCGUCUGUACCCGUGUUGUUAGUGUUACUGCCGAUUUUAUUAGGCCAAUACGUUUAAAGUGUAAUGGAUUCGGUACUGAAAAAUAUUCGUCACAGUGAUAGCGUGACUUAAACAAUAAAAUUGUCAUUACCCAGUGCAUAUUUGGAACUGUUUGAAUUUUGCAAAAAGUUUCACGUUGUGUUAUUUUUUGAGUGGUUGUGCGAUGUGUUUGAUAAUGAACGACGAAAGUUUAUGUCAGUUCACGAUUUGGACAGCGAACGAAGACUUCGGCUCGGAAUAUCAAAUACCAUCGCACAGUUUUUCUGCACUAUAUGUAGCGAUUGUGUGUUAAAUAAUUCAAAUGAUAGUUAGAAAAUAAACGUCAUGAGCAUAGUCGAAUGUGUGCAGAAAAUUAUAUUGGCGUUCCUAUUGUUCGCCAUAUCGAAAUCGCCGUCGGCAACACAGAAUUCUAUCAUUUCAGGUAGCGCGCUAACUCCGGUUGCGGGGACCGUGACGCGGGUGUCGUCGGUGGCGGGUGGCGAUGCCGAUCUGCCGUGCGACUCACGCCCGCCUUUGCACAAUGACAGCCUCCUACUUGUCGUCUGGUAUAGGGACGACAAUCCUGUUUACAGUUACGACACGCGUGUGCAAGGGCCCACUGCUCAUUGGACGGAUGACGCGUUCGCGGAGCGAUCCCGCUGGCUCGGCAUGCCGCACUCUUCGCUGCGACUGCGCAACGUGCAGGCUCGCGACCGCGCCAUCUACAGGUGUCGGGUUGACUUCCAAGUCUCCCCUACGAGAAAUUAUAGAAUCGCUCUCGAUGUUAUUGAACUCCCGAACAAACCGGUGAUCUUCGAUGAGUACGGCAACGAAGUGUCCGGAGUUGCAGGGCCUUAUUAUGAGGGCACAGAUUUCAAAUUAAUAUGCUCAGUAAGUGGAGGUAAUCCAAUUCCGCGAGUGCAGUGGCUUCAGGGCGAUACUGUGCUCGCGACGCUAGGUGUCGGCGAAAUUCAGCUCGGCCCCACGAGGUCAUUGAACCUGCUAAUAAGGAAUGCAUCGCGAUCGCAUUUCACAACCGUUUAUACUUGUACUGCAGACAACACUUUGUUGGCACCGCCUCAACGGUCUACCGUCCGGGUGGAUCUAUACUUACGACCUCUAACGGUGGAAAUAUUAUCAAGAGAACAACCAUUAUCAGUGGGAAGGAAAGCAGAUUUGUGGUGCAAGUCGACGGGAGCUCGCCCGCCAGCGACAAUGACAUGGUGGCUAAGCGGGAAAAAACUUAAUACAGAAACAAAACAGCAGAUGACGAUGGAGGAAGGUAAUGAGACACAAUCGCUACUGCAAUGGACGCCUCAGAAAGAGCACAAUGGACAAGUACUUGCGUGCAGAGCUGAGCAUACGAAGUUUAACCAAUCCACUAUUGAAAGCAGAUUGACGUUAAACAUAUACUAUGUUCCAAUCGCGAGAAUGCACCUCGGCUCCAAGAUGAAUCCGAACGACAUCGAGGAAGGCGAUGAUGUUUACUUUGAAUGUGAGGUCGACGCGAACCCGCCUGCUUAUAAAGUUGUAUGGGAACACAAUGGUGUUUUAUUACAAAAUAACCCUCCCAAUGGAGUGAUAUUGACUGGCAAUACGAAUUUAGCGUUACGUAACGUGUCUCGACAUCAGGCGGGGAAGUACACGUGCACCGCAUCUAAUGUAGAAGGCGACGGAAAGUCACCGCCUUUGCAACUACAAGUUGUUUACCGUCCCGUGUGCCGAAGGGGCGAGGUUAAAUUGAUCGGGGCUGCAUUACAAGAGCCAUCGAGCGUCGAAUGCGAAGUAGACGCGUUUCCACCGCCCAAUACUUUCGAGUGGACUCUCAACAACUCCGCGACCUCGAUAAAGGUCGAUCCUGAUCGGUUUUCAAUCGACGCGUCCGCUGGAAAAUCGAUAUUAACAUAUCUGCCGGUAUCUGAAAUCGAUUACGGGACGCUGUCGUGUCGGGCGACUAACUUAGCGGGGCAGCAAGUUUCGCCGUGCGUGUACACACUGCUGCCGGCCACGCGCCCCGACCCGCCCGCCAACUGCACCGUGUACAACCUCACACACGACUCGUUGGAUUUAAUGUGCUUACCAGGUUAUGAAGGUGGUCUCCAAUGUGUGUUUGUUGCUGAAGUGUGGGCAAAUGAAGGUCUUGUAGUAAACGCAAGUAACGGAGCAGCCCUUUGGAAUCUUAGAAGACUCGGAGCUAAGAGACAGUUAAAAAUAAUCGUGUACGCUGCUAACGCCAGAGGACGAUCGGAACAUGUCAUUUUUACAGUAGAAACUGCACCCAGAUUAUCUCCAAGAACAGAAGCACAAGAAGCGUGGGAGGUGAACUGGGCAGUGGGCGGCGUGCUGGGCGCGGCGUGCACGGUCGCCCUUAUCUUGUGCUUAGCGCUACUCGCUACCAGAUUACGUCACCGGUCGCGGGAUUACGAAGGAACAGACUGUCCGCCGGACCCGCCGCUUUAUUCUACGGUGGUCAAUAAAGAGGCUAAGAACUCGAACAGUUCCCAGAGCUUAGUUAGCACUCAAACUCCUAACACACCUUUAUCCCCCCUCACUCAUAACUCUGAGACUCAGAUUGAUCGUACUGGAAUAAACGGGACAGCGAGAUUACAUAGAGAAGUUGUUACAACUAGAACACCAUUAUUAGCAGCUCAUCAAGAAAGUUGUGUUUAA
Molecule: messenger RNA, 2702 nt
Organism: Papilio polytes (common Mormon)
Lineage: Eukaryota; Metazoa; Arthropoda; Insecta; Lepidoptera; Papilionidae
Product: B-cell receptor CD22-like
Exons: 16
Coding region: 378-2702 (774 amino acids)
Source: RefSeq, a predicted model, not a curated record